This is a messenger RNA of Zingiber officinale, 543 nucleotides long. NCBI's taxonomy places the organism in Eukaryota, Viridiplantae, Streptophyta, Magnoliopsida, Zingiberales, Zingiberaceae. The record is from the annotation of a RefSeq genome assembly.
AUGUUUCCAAUGGUGACUGGGUUCAUGAAUUAUGGUCAACAAACAAUACGGGCUACAAGAUACAUUGGUCAAAGUUUCAUAAUUACCUUAUCUCACACAAAUCGUUUACCUGUAACUAUUCAAUAUCCUUAUGAAAAAUCAAUUACGUCAGAACGUUUUCGCGGUCGAAUUCACUUUGAAUUUGAUAAGUGUAUUGCUUGCGAAGUAUGUGUUCGUGUAUGCCCAAUAGAUCUACCUGUUGUUGAUUGGAAAUUGGAAAGAGAUAUGAAAAAGAAACAAUUACUUAAUUAUAGUAUUGAUUUUGGGGUCUGUAUAUUUUGUGGUAACUGUGUCGAGUAUUGUCCAACAAACUGUUUAUCAAUGACUGAAGAAUAUGAACUUUCUACUUAUGAUCGUCACGAAUUGAACUAUAAUCAAAUUGCAUUGGGUCGGUUACCAAUAUCAGUAAUUGGAGAUUAUACAAUUCAAAUAGUUAUGAAUUCAACUCAAAUAAAAAUCGAUAAAGAUAAAUCCCUUGAUUCAAGAACGAUUACCAAUUACUAA